Molecule: messenger RNA, 1091 nt
Organism: Mizuhopecten yessoensis (Yesso scallop)
Lineage: Eukaryota; Metazoa; Mollusca; Bivalvia; Pectinida; Pectinidae
Product: RRP15-like protein
Exons: 5
Coding region: 36-1013 (325 amino acids)
Biological process (GO): maturation of LSU-rRNA; maturation of 5.8S rRNA
Cellular component (GO): preribosome, large subunit precursor
Source: RefSeq, a predicted model, not a curated record
ACAACGAUGUGGAAUUUACAUCAACUAAAACAAUCAUGGCGGCCACGCACGUGGAAUCAUCAAUCGCUAUGACUGAAAAUGUUGAUUUAAGCUCUGACGAGGGCGAUAUAGAUGAUGACGGCAUAGAAACAGGUGAACCAUCAGACGAUGAUGAAGUGUCAGGAGGUGAUGAUGAAGUGUCAGAUGAUGAUGAAGGGUCAGACGAUGAUGAAGCAUCAGGAGAUGAUGAUGAUGAAGCAUCAGGAGAUGAUGAUGAUGAAGCGUCAGGAGGUGAUGAUGAAGCGUCAGGAGAUGAUGAAGCGUCAGGAAAUGAUGAUGAAGUGUCGGGAGAUGAUGAAGCAUCAGGAGAUGAUGAAGCGCCAGAAGACGUGGUUCCAGAGAGUUCUCAGAAAGCUGGUUUGGCUGACGCCAUGGCAAAAAUUUUAGGGAAACAAUUACCUAAACACACCAAGGUUAUUCUGGCUAAGGGAACAAGUGAUAAGGAAAUCAAUCGCAAAAGACAGGAGAAGCAAACUGAAGAUGGUGGCGAGGAGAAGAAACCAAAACUGAGUGAUGAAACAAAUGAAAGCUUAGCCAGUUUAGAAAAGAAACGUCUUUGGGAAGCAAUGGGUAGAAGAAAACCAGACCCUUUGGAACGUGAAAAAGAAAAAGCACUUCAAAAAAUAGCUCAGAGGGGAGUUGUCCAGUUAUUUAAUGCUGUGCGUAAACAGCAGAAGAUAUUGGAAGAGAGCAGUGCAGGGCUGACUGAGGCAAAGAAAGCAAAGGUUGUUGGAAAUUUGACCAAGGGCAAGUUUCUUGAUAUACUGAAGGGAACAGAGAGCAAUGUAAGCUCACAACCGGACACGGAGCAGACCAAUGUGAAGGUCAAGGAGGAACCAGACGACAAGUGGAGCAUAUUGCGCGAGGACUUUAUGAUGGGGGCAAAAAUGAAGGACUGGGACAAGCAGCCUAGUGAAAGUGAUCAUGACUCGAACUCUAAUCAUGAACUCUCUGAUGAUUCCGAGGACGGGUAGAGUCCUGUGGGUUGGGGGAGGGGGGAUCAGGGAGAUAGGGAGGGACUAGGGGAAGGGAUUGUUUUAAUAAAACUGUUA